This is a messenger RNA of Rhinichthys klamathensis goyatoka, 2351 nucleotides long. RefSeq names its product ephrin-B3a (gene efnb3a). The transcript has 5 exons. Lineage: Eukaryota; Metazoa; Chordata; Actinopteri; Cypriniformes; Leuciscidae. The record is from RefSeq and is a predicted model, not a curated record. Bases 694 to 1920 code for a protein of 408 amino acids. Gene Ontology annotation, molecular function: ephrin receptor binding. Gene Ontology annotation, biological process: ephrin receptor signaling pathway; axon guidance. Gene Ontology annotation, cellular component: plasma membrane.
ACAACGCCGCCGGCGCGCGAGUCAAAGCGCGAGACUUUGCGGAGCAGCAGAGAAUCGGACGGAGCGAAGAACAGCACGCGUUGUUUCCAUGGACCACGGGAAUAUAUCGUUUCUUGUUCCCAUCGUCUCUACGUUUGUUUCAAUCGACCCUUACCGAUUACUGUCACUUUAGUUCCCUUUACUGCCCUAAACCGGGUUUAUCUUUUGUUUUUCUUGUCGGACUGUAAUUCAUUUGGUAAUUAACUUAAGUGUUGGUGGACAUCCUCACCGUUGUUUCAGGACUGGCCAUCAUAUUUGCGUGAAUAUUUUGGAUAUUAGAUGAGCGAAAAGUUACAUUUUGAACUGAGUUUUCUGCUUCAGCGGGGAAGUACGACAAGACUUUUGUCCGCCAAAGGACCGAAUUAUUUGUACCCGGUGGUCGUCAUUUUCUCAGCAUGAGUAAAAAUACAACUUCAAGACAUUGACAGAAAUGCUAAUGCUGCGGUUUAUGGAGAAACAUUUCUAGGGGGGGAAAUCACCCGCAGUGGACCUGGCGCCCUUCACCAGUCUGUGUGCACUUCAAAAACAUUUAACUUCACCCCAUGCACGAUCAUAAUAUUGUUCUAAAUUCAUCCCAAUUCAGAUUCAUAUGGCUUUGCCUUCUCAAAUCUGACAGUACUUGAGACUUUCAGUUGAGGUCAUUGCCUCCUUUGAAUGGAACAAAAGGAGGUUGAUGUUUCUGAAUCUGCUUUCUUUAUACAAAUAUUCCGAGAUUUAUGCUCCGAGUCUUUCAGAUGUGGAUGUUGCGGUCACACCAUCUCCUCAAGUGCAGGGGGAUCUAGUGAAGUUCAGUACCCCACCAGUCUUUUGUCUCCAUUAGGUCCCAUUCAUUUGUCUUGUAGGAGGAACAUGGGAGUCCAGACGAGGGGAGCCUGGGUGGCAAUGGCGUUCUCGGACUGGGUCAGUGGAUUGGGAUUUCUCCUAAUCUUCCUGAUGAUGAGUUUAGCAGUGGAUGCGACCAACAUGGAGCCAGUCUACUGGAACUCUUUAAACAGAAGGUUUGGAGAUGAGAGGGGCUACAUACUCUACCCUCAAAUAGGGGAUCGUUUGGACCUUGUGUGUCCUGCCACAAAUCCCUUGGGGCCAAACUCUCCCUCUGAGUAUGAGUUUUAUAAACUGUACCUGGUGUCCUCACGAGAGCAGGCCGACAAGUGUGAGGUGAUGGGCGCCCCCAACCUGUUGCUCACCUGCGACAAACCCAACAGCGAUAUGAGGUUUACCAUCAAGUUCCAGGAGUAUUCGCCCAACCUCUGGGGCCACGAGUUCAAGAACUUACGAGACUACUACAUUAUAGCUACCUCUGACGGUACAAAAGAAGGAAUCGACAGCAUGAGAGGAGGCGUGUGCGUGACACGAGGGAUGAAGCUGAUUCUCAAAGUGGGACAGACUGCAUAUGGCCUUCCCCCAAAACCCAAACCUGAUCCAGGCCGACCCAACAGCAGAACCCCAGAUACAGAAAGUGGAUCUAAAGGGGGGGAUGGAGGUGAGGCCGGUGAGAGGGGAGACAGCGACGACGUAUCCGCUUCUAACAUCGCUCUAAUCGCCGGUGGUGCGGGGGGAGCCUUCGUCGUCCUGAUCGCUGUAGUGAUCGCCGUGAUGUGUUACCGCCGACGGAAAGCCAAGCACUCUGAAACUCACCACCCUGCCCUUACACUAUCCUCUCUUACCCCAAAGAGGGGCAGCUCCUGCGGGGCAGCAACUGGGGCUGGUGGGGGCAACAAUAAUGGCUCAGAGCCCAGUGAUAUCAUCAUUCCCCUGCGGACCUCUGACUCUGCAUACUGCCCCCAUUACGAAAAAGUCAGCGGCGAUUACGGUCACCCCGUCUACAUCGUUCAAGAGAUGCCACCUCAGAGUCCAGCCAAUAUUUACUAUAAAGUAUGAGAUCAGCGAGCACAAAGACAACCUAUCCUGACUUUAUCGUACCUCACACACGUUCGCUGUGUUCAAGUGACUCUAUAUGUAAGAGCCUAAUACGCGUUACAAGAACUUGGACCUGAAGUUGAGUUGAUCGUACCGUAUAGAAAAGCUGUAAAUACAGCUUUUAUGUUAUAGCAGCGUGUUUGCGUUUAUUUACACGUGUGUGUGUCUCUGUGUGCGUCAUGAGGCGGGCGGGUCACGGAUUUCACAUGUGCUCAGGUACAAGUGAAUGUACGUCACAUGCCUGUUUGAGACGACUUUAUACGUCCGAUGGUCGUAAUUGAAUUAUUGUGCUUAUCCUCAAAACCAAACUGUAGAGAGUGAGACUUUUAAGUGAUUCAUACUUUUAGAGAAAAAAAAAAACCUGUAUAAAUAAUAUAAAUACUUAAUACAUU